Penicilliopsis zonata CBS 506.65 is the source of this 4166-nucleotide messenger RNA. RefSeq lists its product as hypothetical. The transcript has a single exon. The record is from RefSeq and is a predicted model, not a curated record. The coding region runs from base 206 to 3895 and encodes 1229 amino acids. Lineage: Eukaryota; Fungi; Ascomycota; Eurotiomycetes; Eurotiales; Aspergillaceae.
CCCCCCCAACAAGUCGAGGAGUGUUCCCCCCCCCCUCCUCUCGACUAUUUAAUUAAAAGCUUGUGCAUGGUGGCUUCUGUGGCGUCGAGAAUGGCACUUUAGCAGUGCCCUUGUGUUGUAUUUGAUUGAGUAUACGAGCGCUGCUUUCUUCCCCCAGAACCGUGCUUGCUUCAACGGUGGAUCGACACAACGUGCAUCCGACAAGAUGUCGAGCGGGUCGGCUCGCCUUCUGAAUACCCUCUCCCCGUCUGUCGAGUCGAGUUUCCAGGACCCUUACCUGUCAGCACCCUCCGACCCCGAGGAGGAGUCGUUUAGAUCGGCAGGCAUCAGACUCACUCCCGCCGCCAACGAUGCUCCGACAACUGCUCGCUUGGGGAGCGGUAGAGAAUCGCCCGUCAACGCUGCAGCGGGCCAGGUAGACUCGCUGGCGGUCCAACCGACCUACUUCCAAGACUUCCUCAGCCCCGCCGAGGAACUCUACAGCGAAGUCAGCGGCCACACUUCCCCCGACGAGGAGCUGUUCCUCGGGAGCUUCGAGACAGAACUUCGGACAGAACAAUCGCAGACAUGGUGGCCGACUGUCGAGGUCUCUCCGCAGCAGGAAGGACUGCGCCCCCCUACUGCUGCAUAUCACCCGUCGGGGCCGUCACUACAGCUACUGACUCCGGACCCAACAAACCACUCGACCCCGUCGGCAUCUGGAUCUCUCCAGCCCCAGGGCGUAUCCCUGCAGAGUCGUUUGCUUCAGAUGCCUAUGUUGAUCACCAACCAUUCCAAUAAGGACAACACUCUCAAUGUAGCCGUGACCCCAGACUCAGCCACCAGCCGCAGCCCCAAAAUUAAGAUCGAGAGAUACUCGCGUGGCGAUUCGCCCGAGCGCGAAAUUCUCCCUGCGAACCGUCGCCAUAGCCAAUCCAUCCAUCAUCUGUCGCCUGGCGGCAUGAACUCGGCGAGUGAACCGGAUGACGAAGAAGAAGAGGAGGAGAAGGAGGAGGAAGACAUGAAUGACGGCCGCUCUCCAGCCAAGCAACCCGUCUCUCGUGCGAGCGAUGGUUCCUGGAUGCCUGGUAUUGUCACCGGCCAGGGAGGGUUGGACCCCUCCUCUAGAGGAAAUGAUUAUGUUCCCAGCCCGAACGAAAUGGGGAACAAGCGUCAGCUGGAAGAAAAGAACGAAGAUAUCCGAUCGUGGUCGAAAUCCGUCAGCGCGGCAAACAGCGAUGCCGAGGACAGUGGUCGCCGCCGGUCCCGAGGCCGUAAAGUCUUUCCCGGGGUCAGACCCAGAGCAAAGAGCGCAGGGGACCGCCAGGACUAUUUCAACUUGAAAAUAAUCCCAGGUCCCGGGAUUCUCAUUGACGAGAGUAGCGGAGAUGACUACAGCGAUCGGGACUCUGAUUCCGGUUCGACGUUAAGUUCGCCGCAGUCUCCGCCAGUGAGCGCCACCCACAAAAUAUGGGAGAAUGCCGAUGAUUUCAGACCGUCAGAGCUCGAGAACUACAGCUUCCCCGCGAGACAGCCCUUUGACGUCCAUCCGUGGCGAGACGGACCCACGGAUGAAACCCCAAGAGCUGAAAAGUUGCAACCAGACAGUUCGAAUGCCGCCAUAAUGGAGUACGAACGGCGCGCCAAAGAGAUGGACAACAUCUCCCGGGCGGCGACCUGGGGUACCCGGAAUCUAAGCGAUAUUGACCUAGCAAGCCUCAUGGAUAAAAGUGGUUCAAUCCGUCCGAAAGACUCUGCAGCAAGCCCUACCACUAGCAAACCCAGCAGACGCGGCAGCCUCCUGGAGAAGUUGAGGCAUCAACUAUCCAACAAGUCGACAAGCCAGGCAACAACCAUCGAGACAACCAACCAGAAACAUGAGCCAGUGGAUGCUAGGAAAUAUGAGGUCUCAAGACCAUCAAUUACCCGGAAAUUCAGCAUUGGGCGACCAACAUCCCCAUCUCUCAGCACCAGCAGCGCGCUUGUCGCGAUGACAGGGCAGAUGGCUGCAAUCGGUGGCACGGGCGCUGUGUCCCAAAACAUGACUGGAAGAUCCCAGUGCAACCUGAAGCGCGGGCGAGCCAGAAGUGAUUUACCAAUACCAUCGAGUCCAGGUUUACUAAGUCUCAUCAAGAGCCACGGCGGACCUCCAGUAGGGAACAUUGCGCUUUCGCCUCUGCUUGCUGGCGGGGCUUCAAAGGUAAAACUCGGCCGGGGAGAAGUUGAGAGUAAUCUUUGUGAUGAUGAGGACGACGAUAACGACGAUGACGACGACGAAGAAAUGGGAAAUGAACCCGGCUUGACGAUGGACUUUCCUAUCCCCCAACAACUCCCCUUGCCGACGUAUGAGGGGUUCAAAACCCAGAUCUUCAGGCUUAAUCCUCGGUUGGAGCCAGCAUUGCUCCAUCGGCUUGCCCACGAACAGGUCCGCCGGUACAAGGCUCUUGUGGAAACGAAUCGGAAGCACCGUCAGGCUGUCAUCCAAGGAAAAUGCACUGCGGGUUCGUCAUGUUUUGCCCAGGGCGGCAAAGCCAAGCUGGGCUCCCGGAAUUCCGACUCGACAUAUGCUCAAUUUCAAGUCUCGGGACACCACGAAGAUGGCCAUAACCCCGCCACCCUCCCCGAGGAGAACGCCAUCCCUCGGGCGCAGUUCCCACCCGGUGUACCUUUACCCCCGGUCGAACGGCUGCCGGCCGAAUUUGAGUGCCCUCUAUGUUUCAAGGUGAAGAAGUUUCAGAAGCCAUCCGAUUGGACGAAACACGUUCACGAAGAUAUUCAGCCGUUCACCUGCACCUUCCCUGACUGCAACGAGCCCAAAUCCUUCAAGCGCAAAGCUGACUGGGUUCGACACGAGGGUGAGAAACAUCGGCAACUCGAGUGGUGGGCAUGCGAGUUCCCCGAAUGCAACCACAAGUGCCACCGCAAGGACAACUUUGUGCAGCAUCUGACCCGGGAGCACAAAAUGCCCGAGGUCAAGAUCAGGAAGUCCAAGGGCCGUGAUUCCAUGGCCAAGUCUGGGGGCGCCGAUGAAGCCAGGCGUGAGAGAGAGCUCCGGGAGCUGUGGCAUAUGGUAGAUCGGUGCCGCCACGAAUCACCCAAGAAUCCUCGAAACGAACCGUGCAGGUUCUGUGGCAACGUGUGCAGCUCCUGGAAGAAGUUGACCGUGCAUCUUGCGAAGCACAUGGAACAAAUCGCCAUGCCGGUCUUGCGGAUGGUUGAGGAGCGCCCCUCGGCUCUGCCCACGGGGGCGAGUCCGAUGGAUAGACGCCCGCCGCUGGUAACAGCCUCACCACAGCCCAUCUCCCCUGAGGAUAAGGCCGGUGUGGGCCAGGCGGAAUAUUCGGAGACCCCGGUUAACAAAUCCGCUUCCGAAAUAGCGUCCGAUUUUUCGAACAUGCACUGUUCUCCUACUACUGUCGCGGUUCAGAGCAACGAAUUACUUCCCAUGUCGGCGGCUUACCACGCUUCUGCAUCCUAUCCAGCGCCCUUUCACAGACCCCAGCCUACUACAAUCGUACCAGGUAAUGCACCGGGCGGCAUACCCUCUUCCUCUUAUUCGCAGCUGGGUGUUCUGAAUCCCCAGGUCGGUACGCAGCUGGCGACAUCCAUGUCCUAUGUCCCCAAACACCAGAACUCGGCCUCUUAUCCGCCACCGUUUAACGCGAUUCCUAACCUCAAUAUCCCUGUGUCGCGCAGUCCCUACGAUCUUUCAGUCAACACGGCCGAUAUAACCUCCCUCUUUGACGCCCAGAAUUCGCUCCACGCCUCGCCCAUCGCGUCGAGUAAUCUGGUGCCCCCGGUGGCGUACGAGACCGACUAUCAGGGUGUUGUCGACAUGAGCACCAUGGAUUCGGCGUCGUACAGCACGCAGUACUACCAGUAUACAAAUGUGGACCAUCAGUAUUCUGCGGCAUGAUAGUUCUUUUGUAUAUCACCCGCUCAUUCGAAACUCUCGAGGCUCAAUCAACAUGAACAGAUACCCUAUUGCCCUUUUUUCUUUCCUUCUUUUUUUUAGGAAAUUCCUUUUUCUUUGCUUUUGGCACUUGCCUUAGUAUUGGAGACAUUAGCUUUUGAAGCGGUUCUAUAUUCUACCGGGAAUGUGACGAUUUGGAUAUCUUUUUUGGCUUCGUUUCUGAUGAUCGAACAUACUAUCAUUACCAUGUACAGACCAGAGUACCUUCAUUACG